GCGCGCGCGCGCGCGCACACACACACACACACACACACACACACUCCACUGGGAGCCAGAUUUCCUUUUGGACUGACCUCCAUAGCCCUGUCAUGGAGGCUGUAUACCUGGUGGUGAAUGGGGUCGGCCUGGUCCUCGACGUCCUGACUUUGGUGUUGGACCUCAACUUCCUGCUGGUGUCCUCCCUCCUGGCUUCCUUGGCCUGGCUCCUGGCAUUCAUCUACAACCUGCCACACACGGUACUGACUAGUAUUUUGCAUUUGGGCCGUGGACUCCUGCUUUCACUACUGGCCAUGAUCGAAGCGUUGGUUCGAUUCACCUUUGGGGGAUUGCAGGCCAUGUGUACCCUACUAUAUAGUUGCUACUCUGGUCUGGAGAGCCUAAAGCUCCUGGGACACCUGGCCUCUCAUGGGGCACUACGGAGCCGGGAGAUAUUGCACCGGGGUGUCUUCAGUGUGCUUUCCAAUGGCCAUGCUUUGCUACGCCAGUUCUGUGACAUCUGUGCCAUUGCCAUGAGCCUGGUGGCCUAUGUGAUCAACAGUGCAGUGAAUAUCUGCCUCAUUGGCACCCAGAACCUCUUCUCUCUAUUGCUGGUCCUAUGGGAUGCAGUGAUGGGACCAUUGUGUAGGAUGACAGAUGUGGUGGCUGCCUUCCUAGCCCACAUUUCCAGCAGUGCUGUGGCCAUGGCCAUCCUCCUCUGGAGUCCCUGUCAGCUAGUGCUAGAGCUCCUGGCCUCUGGUGCACGCCUCCUGGCCAGCUUUGCGCUUGUGAAUCUCACUGGCCUAGUGCUGCUAGUUUGUGUGCUGGCAGUGACAGUGAUUGUCUUGCACCCAGACCUUAUCCUGAGACUUGCCACACGGGCUUUGGGUCAGCUCCAUGCCCUGCCAUCCUACCACAGGCUCCGAGAGGAUGUUGUACGGCUCUCUCACCUGGCGCUGGACUUGGAGGCCUGGCGCCGUGUCUGGAGCCGCAGCCUGCAGCUAGCAAACUGGCAGAACAGAGGAGGGGCACCUGGGGCCCCCCAAGGUGGCUCUAGACGUGUGCUCUUGGCCAGGACCUGGCGACAGGAUGCUCUUCCGGAAGCAGAACCCAGAUUAGAGACGGAGGAGGAGGCUAGGACGGCCAGAGCAACAUCUGCCCGAGGUCGGGAGAGGCUCAAUGAGGAGGAGCCUAUUGCUGGGCAAGACCCAUGGAAGUUGCUGAAGGAGCAAGAGGAGCGGAAGAAGUGUGUUAUCUGUCAAGACCAGAGCAAGACGGUGCUGCUUUUGCCCUGUAGACACCUGUGCUUGUGCCAGGCCUGCACUGAAAUCCUGAUGCGUCACCCCAUCUACCACCGCAAUUGCCCUCUUUGCCGCCAGGGCAUCCUGCAGACACUCAAUGUCUACCUCUGAAGACUCCCUGCCUGCCUGCUCUUCCACACUUCAUGCAGCCACCUGUGCUAGGACAGCAUUAACAUCAUCUCACUGGGUUCUGGACUGAAUUGUUUCCUGUCCCCGAGGCUGCCAUGCCACACCUUCAAGCCAGCGAGAUGGGGAAUUCUGAAAGACUGUGACCCAGACGGGACCAGGGAAACAAGCUUCUCCUUUCCCAGUGGGUCCCCAUGAUGCAAGGGUGGUAAGUGUGUCACUAUGCAAGACCCUGAGACUGUUCACUGUGGACAGCUUUCAGCCUGCCAGGGCCCAACUUGAUGCCAAUCUCAGGUCCUGCUUUCUGCUUCUGGUUUGUCUUUUGGGACUUUGCAGGGCCUCUCCCCAGCUUCUGCAACCAUUACACAAAAGUGUCAUUUGGUAAUUUGGGCAACUCAGUCAUCUUGAAAUGAUCUUGAUCCUCAGUUUUCAGCCAGAGCUCUUGUGUCCUGGAAGGUUCUGGGGGGUAUAGGCACCACUCUUGCGUGUCUGUAGACCUACCACUUCUGACUGGUUAUGAUCUUGUGGGACUACUUACCAACCUGAUCCAAUAGCUGGGAUCAAGAGUUUACCCCUGUGUUGGGGCAGGUGUGGGCAUCUGCUCUUGCCUUUGGGACCAUGGACCCUCUGGUUCCCCAGUUUACUGGGAGCCUCUGUAGGGAUAAUCAGAUUUCUACUUAUUCCCCUCUCACUUCCCACUCCAAAGUAAAAUGGCAUUUCCCUUCCAUUGUGUCUCUCCAGAACUGGGGAGUGAAGAUGGUCCACAUUCCACUAGGGUCCAAACACCUGGAGCCAGGGCCUAGGGGCAGUUAGCUUCUUAAGAAGCCAGCCAGUCUCCAGUGAAUAAAGUUCUGUUGACAGCUC
Molecule: messenger RNA, 2270 nt
Organism: Erinaceus europaeus (western European hedgehog)
Lineage: Eukaryota; Metazoa; Chordata; Mammalia; Eulipotyphla; Erinaceidae
Gene: RNF26
Product: ring finger protein 26
Exons: 1
Coding region: 93-1391 (432 amino acids)
Biological process (GO): protein ubiquitination; ubiquitin-dependent protein catabolic process
Molecular function (GO): ubiquitin protein ligase activity
Source: RefSeq, a predicted model, not a curated record